GGACCGAGCAGAGAAUCAGCUGGAACUGGAUUUCAAGUCUGAAAGUCAAGUCUUAUUUGUUUCGUUUCGUUAUUUUCAGCUCCUGUUCCUUACACACACACACACACACACACACACACACACAUGGCUUCUCCUCGGCUCGAGACCUUCUGCUGUCUGAACCGUGAUGCUGUGACGGACUUCAUCAUCAACUUCCAGCCUGUUUUUUUCAGCGCCAUGUGCGCGGGGAGCGCCGGAUUGAGCGUGAUCUUCUCUGUCCUGCAGAUCCUCCCUAAGAGGAGGGGGUACAGGCGACUCGGGACGUACCCGUUCCCAAAACCUGCCUCGUCAUCCAGGAUUCUGUUCAUCAUAAGCGUGUGUGACAUUCUAGGAUGCGUGGGGAUGAUUGUCAGAUCGUCGGUUUGGCUCGGCGCUCCCGGCGUCGUCGGGCAAAUCUCACUCACUAACGGCAGUAACAUCUGGCCUGAGGUUUUCUGUGUGGGCAGCGCUAUAUGGAUCCAGCUGUUCUUCAGCGCCUCCUUUUGGUGGACGUUCUGCUACGCGGUGGACGCGUUCCUGGUGGUCAGGCGGUCAGCUGGGACCAGCACUAUCGUCCUGUAUCACAUGAUCACAUGGGGUUUGGCAGUGCUGCUGUGUGUGGAAGGUGUAGCAAUGCUUUAUUACCCUUCUCUCUCAAGUUGUGAAAACGGCCUUCAGCACGCGAUCCCUCACUACGUCACCACCUACGCCCCCAUGCUGCUGGUGCUUUUAGUCAAUCCGUUCCUGUUCACACGCACUGUCACAGCUGUUACAUCACUACUGAAAGGACGUCAAGGAAUUUACACCGAAAACGAGAGACGCUUAGGAGCGGAAAUCAAAAUGCGCUUCGUUAAGAUUCUCCUGGUCUUCGUUAUCUGCUGGCUGCCCAACCUGAUUAAUGAGAGUUUGUUAUUUUACUUGGAAAUGCACCCCGAGGUUGAAGCAUCUGAGCUGAAAAACGUUCAUAACGCCGCUCUUAUCACGUGGUUCAUCAUGGGCAUCCUGAACCCCAUGCAGGCCUUCCUCAACACGCUGGCCUUCCACGGCUGGACGGGAUUAGACGUCGAUCUGAGUCGGCAGAAGCGGCGUGAGCCACCCUGGGACUCGACCUCCACCUCCAUACCAGCAAACGGAGGUUACGACCCCCUGAUGCCGUCCACGCUGCUCUACCAGGCCCAUGUCCAGGAUGGGAAGAAGCUGACGGAGAAGGGACACCAGCUUCCAUCUGACACCGCCAGCAUCCUGUCUGAGAGUUCCAGCUCCAGUACACUGGAGAUCCACAUCCCGAGUGAGUGGCGAGACGGAGAGGAAGCUAAAGCUGUGGAGCGGACCGGUCUCUAAAAACUCUGCACGACCCU
Clarias gariepinus (North African catfish) is the source of this 1376-nucleotide messenger RNA. RefSeq names its product G protein-coupled receptor 143 (gene gpr143). Gene Ontology annotation, biological process: cell surface receptor signaling pathway; melanosome organization; G protein-coupled receptor signaling pathway. Gene Ontology annotation, molecular function: L-DOPA binding; L-DOPA receptor activity; L-tyrosine binding. Lineage: Eukaryota; Metazoa; Chordata; Actinopteri; Siluriformes; Clariidae. The record is from RefSeq and is a predicted model, not a curated record. The transcript is spliced from 9 exons. Gene Ontology annotation, cellular component: melanosome membrane; plasma membrane. Bases 124 to 1359 code for a protein of 411 amino acids.